AUGUCUCAACAUAUUUCAAUGGGCGAACCGAAUCAAGCAACUGAUAGUGUUGUUGCUACUCCCAGAGCAUCUAAUGAUGGGAGCAUAUUUUGGGUAACUCCUACUCAAUUUAAUCCCCAAACAGGUACAUAUCAAACUCAUUAUUAUGCCAAUGAUUUAGUAAGAUCGGGAACAAUUAGUGUAGGAACGCCUACAUGGAAGAAUUCAUCAGUUCCUCGUCCGACUACGAAUUUUGGAAGGCCAGUAGCAGCCCCAAUCUUAAUUCCUCCACCAAGUCGUAAUUUAGCUAAUUUUGAGGAUCCUGUAGUUCGUAUGCCGGAAGGAAUAAGAGGACUAGGUGAUGAAGAUGAUGAUAAUCAAAGUGUUGUUGAUAUAAAGCAAUUAGGAAGAAACUAUGAUUCUGAUUCAGAAAAUGGUGACAAUGGAAAUCGUGCAAAGAGUGUAGUGGAUGUUGUUGUUGCCCUAGGGCAUGUGUUAGUUAAAGACUUACAGAAAGCUGUUCCUACCAUAACUCAGAAUGGAAAUGCACUAUUUGAAAGUUGUCUAGCUGCUCCUAGUGCAAAUAAUGAAAUGAUAUUUUCUUCUCCUAUCCAUUCUAAUAAUUCUAGGAAGCAUCAAAAAAUAUUAGCUAAGCCUCAUUUAUUACCUUAUGGUUUAACAUUACAAGAAGCUCCAGCUAAUAGUACUAUGAGUUUAGAUACUUAUAUGUCUCAAGGACUAUCUGCUUCUACAUUAGAAAGUGAUAUGUUCUACGAUCAAAGCAGAUAUCCACCAUUAAAUUUUAUAUUAUAUGAUAAUUUAGCUGGAAAUUUAUUCUUAGAUGAUCAGAUUAUGAAGAAAUUAGUAGUGGAAUUUGGAGAUUCUCCUUUGUGCUUUAUUAGUUUAAUAGACUGUCCUGACAAGCUAUUUAAAGAUUUUCUUUUAGCUCCAGAUCCCAAUAUUGUAGAAGAUAAUUUAAAUAGUCCAAAAAAUUUGGAAACAAGAAAAUCUAAUGAACAAAAUAUAUGUAAAAUUGUUAACUUGUAUUAUUGGUAUAGGGAUGAAGAAUUUAUUUAUAUUUUAUUAGAUUUCAAUUUAGAUAAAAUUCCUAAAUAUCAUGAUAUAUUAGUACUAUUUGCUAAUAUGAUUUCUUCUUGUAUAAUAUUUAAUAAUAAAGGAAUAAUAAAUCAGAGUUCCUUACUAAGUUUGAAGGUAAUUAAUGAUUUGCAACAAGGAAUAGUCAUUAGACAAAAUACCUUAAUUGAUAAACUCUUAAAUCCUGACGAAUCUCAUGAAAUUAAUUCUAAUGGAACUCCUAGCCAUCUCAAUAUUCAAAAAGAUAGUAAUACAAAUCCUUUACUAUUACUUACACCAAGAUUUAAACCAAAUAUGAAUUUCGAUUAUCAAAAUAAUAGAAAUAAUGAAAAUAAGGAUUUCAGUGGAAAUCAGAAUUCUGGGGAACGAGGAAUAGAUCAUUUAAAUUUGUCUAUUAAUGAAACUCCACGAAGAAAUCUUUUAUGUACACUUAAAACUAAUCCAAGGCCUUCAUUUAUUUGGUUAUUACAUGAUUUCAACUAUAUUUUAUAUGACAAUAAUGUUAUAUGGAGUAGUGUAGACUACUUAGAAACUUUGCUUAAUGAAUUAGGAUGUGGUUAUGAAUGUCCUGAAGAUCAGAUAAAAUAUUUUGAAAUGUUAAAGACAAAUAUUAGAUCAUUUUAUAGUAUGAAAGAAUGUCAUGUAUUAGCAUCUCCUUUCAAAGAUUCUAAGAAGGUUUCAUCUCAAAAAUUAGGAAAUGAUUAUGUUAGACAAGUAUUAUUCAUAAGGCAGAGAAUUUUAGGAUUGAGCAGGAAUCAAGCUUUGAGGCAUAAACUAGGACAAUAUAAUUCUUCAGGGACUAUAAAUAGAUAUACAUCAGUAUUUUUUGAGAUCUUGAAGAAAAAUUCACAGACUAAUAUUGCAGAUAUUAAUGUUGAUAUUCAAAAUACUCUAUGUAGUAAUAUAUUAACUGAAAUCAAUGAGUAUUUUAUAUCAGAACUCAGAAGAGAAAUAAAUGAUAUAUUACCGAUCAAAGAUACUAAUAUAAAAGAUAAAAUGAAUGAGAUAGAAUCUAAAUGUAUGCAUUUAUACAAGGAGCAUACAAGUACACUGAUAGAUACUGACAUAUAUAUUGAUCAUAAAAUAAAAUUAAAGAAUCAAAUAAAGAUUUGUGAGGAUAAAGCUAUUAAUGAGAACCACAAUAUUGGAAUUAAAUAUUGCAAUAGCUAUAUAGAGGAAAUUACUGAUAAAGUAAUUACUGAAAAAUUGAACUCAAACAAGAAGAUAAUGUCUAUGGCUUCAAGAAAUAAAAACAAUGAUAAUACUAAUUUUUACUCUUUGAUUGAAUUAGAGUAUGAUUUAGAAGAACUAUAUAAAACUAUCAGUAUGAACUUAUCUGAUAAACUGUCUACUGAAAUCAUAUUAGAUUGCUUUUUAAAACAUGCAAAUGAGAUCAGACACCAGUGGUAUAAAAUAUCAGAAGGUUAUACGACUGAUUCAGACACAAAUAGACAAGUAAUUGCUUCUAAAUUAAAUGGUCAAACUGAUCUAACUAAAAAAUUAGAAACACCAGAAAUAUUAGCUAAUAGAUUGAAUACUUGUUUAGAUGAUUUAUAUACAGAGUAUAAUAGUUUAAAUAUAAUGCAAAAGAAGGAGUUACUAGAGGAUAUAUUAUUAGAAGCAACUAAAAAGAAAGAUAGAUUAAGCGAUCUUUAUUCAGCUAAAGAUUUAUGUGGUAUUGAUUAUAUUAUUAACACUGUACAAGAUAAAUUAGAUGAAGUUAAUAUAGAGAGACAGAAUAUACUUGAUAAUGAAGAGUUACAAAGACAAUUUAUUUUAAAAAAUAAGCAGAGUAAAUGGAGAAAAUUAUUUCCAUGUUUUUACAAAAAUUCUACAUAUGAAAAUACUACAAUGAACAACACAAGUUCAUUAUAUUGA
This is a messenger RNA of Cryptosporidium muris RN66, 2952 nucleotides long. RefSeq lists its product as uncharacterized. Lineage: Eukaryota; Apicomplexa; Conoidasida; Eucoccidiorida; Cryptosporidiidae. Gene Ontology annotation, molecular function: GTPase activity; GTP binding. The transcript has a single exon. The coding region runs from base 1 to 2952 and encodes 983 amino acids. The record is from RefSeq and is a predicted model, not a curated record.